AUGUCUGAGCAGAUCAAAGCCGAUACUCGGCUCUCUGAGCACGUCAAUGGGACAGAAAAUGUGACUACCACCUCUGUCGAUGAGGAGAAGGGCCGCCUCCAAGUUGAUACCGUUCAUGGCGAUGAAGCGACCAUAGUGUUGGCUAGCUACGAGGGAGACCAGGAGUGGUCUCCAGAAGAGGAGAAGAAGCUCACCAAGCGGAUCGACUGGAAACUUCUGCCUGUUCUUUGCGUCACGUACGGAUUGUUAUACUAUGACAAGGCCAUGCUUGGUCAAGCUGCCAUCUUUGGGCUCCGAGAUGAUCUCCAAUUGGGAACUGGGAAUCGCUACUCCUUUUCCUCCGCCAUAUUCUACCUUGGGUUCAUUGCUGGCGCCCAGCCAGCCAUGAUGAUUGCUCAACGAUACCCCAUCGAACGAGUGGCUUCCGUGAUCACUGUGGUCUGGGGCAUCACGUUAAUUCUCACCCCAGCCUGCACCAAUUUCCAAGGGCUUUACGCACAACGCUUCUUCCUCGGCUUCACCGAAGCUGGUAUCUCUCCUAUGUUUAUGAUGAUCGUUGGAGGCUGGUACAAAAAGAAUGAACAGGCAUUGAGAAUGGGAGUCUGGUAUGCAUGCACUGGCUACGCAUCCGUCUUCUCACCCAUUUUGAACUACGGCCUUGGUCACAUCCAAGGCAGUCUCUCACCCUGGCAGUACAUGUAUCUCUUUGCAGGUGCUCUCACUAUUGUCUGGGGUAUCGCCGUUUGGUUCGUGCUGCCACCAGACCCGAUCAGAGCAAAAGGAUUCAAUGAGCGCGAGCGAUAUAUCGCCGUUGCACGCAUGCGAUCCAACAAUUCCGGCGUCCGCAACACUCACUGGAAGACUUCCCAAGCACUAGAGCUACUUGUCGAUAUCAAGUUUUGGAUUAUGUUCUCCAUCGCCUUCCUCUGCAUGAUCGCAAAUGGGCCUAUCUCAACCUUCAUUCCUAUCAUUAUUAACGGAUUUGGCUUCAACAGACUCAACUCACUGCUACUACUUAUGCCUGCCGGUGUUUAUGCUGGCACCAUGCAAUUGCUUGUUCCUUACUUGGCGUACAAGUUCAACAACAUUCGAUCCUACCUUAUUUUCUGUGCUCAAAUGGGCACGACACUGGCGGCGCUGCUACUCUGGCUUCUGCCUCGUGGGCAGACAGGUGCGCUGUUAUUUGCGUGCUAUAUCCUUCCUUCAGUUGGCUCCGGCUACGCCAUUCUGAUGGGCCAUGGGCUCGCCAAUACUGCCGGAUACACUAAACGAUCACUCGCAUCAUCAGGUAUCUAUAUUGGCUAUUGCCUUGGCAAUUUCGUCGGUCCUCUGGUUUUCAAGCCCCAAGAUGCACCCCGCUAUGUCCCGGGCUUUAUCGUCGUAGUGAUCACUGCCAUCAUUGCCGGUGUUCUUGCGAUUGUGUACCGGUUUGUCUGUAUGUGGGAGAAUGCUCGCCGUGAUAAAACGGGCACAAUGGAAGGCUUUGAGCAUGCCUACGAAGACGAUCUGACAGAUCGAACAAACCCUCAGUUCCGAUACAUCUUGUAAAGGCCGGGAAACGGAGAUAUUCAAGUUUUGGUCCAGUGAAGCGUUGUUCUGUUGCUACGAAUCUAGCAAUCUUUCUUAUCAGCGUG
Exophiala mesophila is the source of this 1634-nucleotide messenger RNA. RefSeq lists its product as uncharacterized. Gene Ontology annotation, cellular component: membrane. The record is from RefSeq and is a predicted model, not a curated record. Gene Ontology annotation, biological process: transmembrane transport. Lineage: Eukaryota; Fungi; Ascomycota; Eurotiomycetes; Chaetothyriales; Herpotrichiellaceae. Bases 1 to 1548 code for a protein of 515 amino acids. The transcript has 4 exons. Gene Ontology annotation, molecular function: transmembrane transporter activity.